This is a messenger RNA of Striga asiatica, 519 nucleotides long. The record is from the annotation of a GenBank genome assembly. NCBI's taxonomy places the organism in Eukaryota, Viridiplantae, Streptophyta, Magnoliopsida, Lamiales, Orobanchaceae.
AUGGCGAUGGCGGCUGCUCGAUGGCUACCGAUGACUUCCCCAUUCCAAUGGGCGAUCAGUGGCUCGCGCUGGGACAAGAAAGGGCCACUGCGAAAUUACCAACGAAGGGCGACGAGACCUCAGGCGCGGUGGACGAUCCGACGGAACCUACUGCUCGCCGGAAGGGGUCGCGCGACGGUGGAGGAUCGCCGGCGACUGCUGAGGGAUGGUCCGACGCGAACAGAACUCCUGGUGCGUCUAUGGUGGUUUUCGGCUUCAACUUCUGACACCGGGUCACUGCUCCUGCCUGUUGUCGCCGGCGAGGUUUACUCGGGAGUUUUCCGGCGAAGGAUGCACGCGGGAGUGAAAGCUGCGAAGGGAUUUCUCUGCCCUAGAGCGGAGACGGAAGGAAGACUGAGGUCGGGAUUAACGGACGGAUAUGAGAGAAUUGGGAGGGGAUCUAAUCAAUUUGUUGCAAGAGAAGAUAAUUUCCAGCGGAUUUUUUCUUCUGUGUACGAUCGCGAGAGAGAGAGGCGAUGA